Molecule: messenger RNA, 431 nt
Organism: Meleagris gallopavo (turkey)
Lineage: Eukaryota; Metazoa; Chordata; Aves; Galliformes; Phasianidae
Source: RefSeq, a predicted model, not a curated record
UCCCUCUCCCCCCGCCGCAGGUACAUCGUCUUCGAGGGCGAGGAGGGGCAGGACGCCGGGGGGCUGCUGCGCGAGUGGUACAUGAUCAUCUCCAGGGAGAUGUUCAACCCCAUGUACGCGCUGUUCCGCACCUCGCCGGGCGACCGGGUCACCUACACCAUCAACCCCUCGUCCCACUGCAACCCCAACCACCUCAGCUACUUCAAGUUUGUGGGGCGCAUCGUAGCCAAAGCCGUUUACGACAACCGGCUGCUCGAGUGCUAUUUCACCCGUUCCUUCUACAAACACAUCCUGGGCAAGUCUGUCCGGUACACGGACAUGGAGAGCGAGGACUACCACUUCUACCAGGGCCUGGUCUACCUGCUGGAGAACGACGUCUCCACGCUGGGCUACGACCUCACCUUCAGCACCGAGGUGUGCAGCAAGGGGGG